Ooceraea biroi (clonal raider ant) is the source of this 534-nucleotide messenger RNA. RefSeq names its product chromosome transmission fidelity protein 8 homolog. Gene Ontology annotation, cellular component: Ctf18 RFC-like complex. Gene Ontology annotation, biological process: mitotic sister chromatid cohesion. NCBI's taxonomy places the organism in Eukaryota, Metazoa, Arthropoda, Insecta, Hymenoptera, Formicidae. The record is from RefSeq and is a predicted model, not a curated record.
AUAUAUAUAUGUAUAUAUGUAGUUUGCAGUCUUUACUCUAUAUACUUUCUAUAGAUUGAUUUUAAUGUAACUUUACGAAAGUCCAACUUUUGGCGGCAUUUCACGUUUAACCUAAUAAAGAUGAUUGUACCAAUUAAAAGAGAUGGAAUGAUAGAAGAUUGGGCCAUUAUAGAUUUGCAAGGUGACUUGAAAUUUGAAAAGGUCGAAAAUUCAGAGGAUCAAUUGGUCGGCGAUCUUCAUUUCACAAAGACUGGAGUACCUAUUUUAAUCAUUGGGAUUCAUGUGUUGCAUGGAAAAGAAGUAACGCUUGAAAAGCCACUGUUUGUGCUGAAAAAGUAUCAUGAAAAUGUAGAAAAUGAUACACUGAGUGAGCAACAUGGCACAGAAACAAAAUACACUGUAAUGGCAAUUGUAAGAAAAAAACUUUUAUUUAGAUCAAGACCGAAACCCAUAGUAACAAAUGUUCCAAAACCAUGUUGAUAUAAACUCGUUUAUGAGAUAAUUGUUUGUACAAAUAAAUCUUUAUUUAAGUAA